UACUCCUGGACCCGGAUGUGACUUUUCCAUUUUAGUUUGGUUAUGCCCAAGUACAAAGGCAGAUGGCGCGGUAGUGUUUUUGUCCCCACCUUUCCAAGGUGGGAGUUUGUACCUCUGCUCGCGCAGGUGUUACCUCGCUCACGCGCGCGCACGCACGUUUCAGCAAAUUGUCAUGAACUAAAUGCCACGAAAGAUUCGUAAGCUCACCGCGCGGAGCGCCGGUGUGCGAGUGCGACCUGUCGAGACGGAUGAAUGGCGUAUUUAUGUGUUUCAACGCGCAGCUUCGUCUAUGUUCCCAAAUUAUCGCGGCCCGUAUUCACAUCACGAGCGUUCUAAUUUACCAGGUGAUCUGUUUUCAUACGGUAGCUUCGGUCGGCCGGGCCUCGGUGGAGCCGUGUCGCAGAAAUCGCAACAUCACUCGUGCGUAGAUCGGUUGAAUUCAAUCGACUAGAAACGUUUGAAAGGUGUCACGAGGUGCUACGAUCGAAAAUCAGACGUGUGCGAGCCAAUGUCUGACAGAUAGAAUCCACGGACUUUUAUCUUUUCUUCGUAGACAAAUCACUACAUUGGAUGUGUUACAAUGUUUACCAAGAAGAAAAAGAAACCUCAGAUCUCUACGCCAACUAAUUUUGAGCAUAGAGUACACACUGGGUUUGAUAAACGUGAGGGCAAAUUUGUUGGUUUACCAUUGCAAUGGGCUUCGAUAGUGGGCAAUAACCAGAUUUUGAAAUCAACCAAUAGACCGUUACCUUUAGUUGAUCCAAGUGAGAUCACACCUACUGAAAUCCUUGAUUUGAAGACUAUUGUAAGGGGACAUAAUGAUCCUAGGAUAGGUAGACCAUUAGUAAAUGAAAAGACUAUGGAGAAUGGUUUGCCUAAGACCAGUACAGUUGCUCGAUCCAAUUCUCUGCGUUCUUCAAGUCCACCACGGAUGAGGCGAGAUUACAGGCAUAACAGUAAUCUUCCACCAUCCGUUCCUGAAGGCCAAGAGAUACCUUCAAAUGUUAAUCAAGGUUUUGCAAAUUUUGGCAAGCCACACAACUACAUCGAUAAGCUGAGACAGAACUCCCCGAGUGUUGGUAGCGGUCUAAAUUCCAGCAUGCAAAAUAUGAUUCCAAAUCUACAAAAUCUUAAUCCUAACAUGCAAUCGUCGCCAAAUUUAACCCAUUCGGGAUCGAACAUACCAAAUUUAUCUUUAAAUUUCCAAAACUUAAGUCCUAUUGUAAACUCACAAGUUCCAGUACAAAGUCCAACUACUCCGCAACUUCCUGAUUCGGAAUUUCAUAGACUCAAUUCGCAAAUGGUCAUGACAUCGGGUCAAUAUAAUGGCAAUGUACAGGGUUCAACUGUGGAUGCUUCAAGGGAGCAUCAAAUGGGUCAAAAUGUAUUACUACAUAAGCUACAGCCAAAAAUUUCACCAGUCGGUUCAAUAGCGUCGCAACGACCUCUAAGCCAAUUGAGUUCGCAUAAUAUUAAUAAAUAUUCUCAGGCAUAUAACAUGUCUGAAAACCCAUCUAAUCUACAGUCACAUUUAAAGAAGCCAAUGGAAACUUCCCAAUCAAUGCAUAAUUUAUCAAAACCAAACAUACCAUCCACUGUAUCAGGCAGCAGUUCCACCCCAGAUCAAAAUCAAAACAUGAAAAGUGCUGUCUCCUCAGGAAACUUAGCAGUUGGUACAAGUUCAAACAAUGCAAACAAGCAAACGGCGGAACAGAGACUUACACAUGAACAAUUCAGAGCUGCUUUACAGAUGGUGGUAAGCCAAGGUGAUCCAAGAGAAAAUUUGGAAAAUUUCCUAAAGAUUGGCGAAGGUAGCACAGGAACUGUAUGCAUUGCUACAGACAAGAGUACAAAUCGUCAAGUUGCAGUAAAAAAAAUGGAUUUAAGAAAACAGCAAAGACGCGAAUUGCUUUUUAAUGAAGUCGUUAUUAUGAGAGACUAUCAUCAUCCGAAUAUUGUCGAGAUGUAUGAUAGUUUCUUGGUAGAUGACGAAUUAUGGGUUGUUAUGGAAUAUCUAGAAGGUGGUGCAUUAACUGAUAUUGUAACACACUCAAGGAUGGAUGAGAGUCAAAUAGCUACAGUGUGCUCUCAGUGUCUCAAGCCAUUGGCAUAUUUGCACUCGCAAGGUGUUAUACAUAGGGACAUUAAAUCUGACUCGAUAUUACUUACGGCAGAUGGCAGAGUAAAAUUGUCAGAUUUUGGUUUUUGUGCUCAAGUCUCCCAAGAAUUACCAAAGCGAAAAUCUCUCGUAGGAACUCCGUAUUGGAUGAGUCCUGAAGUAAUUUCAAGGUUGCCAUAUGGACCUGAAGUAGAUAUCUGGUCAUUAGGAAUAAUGAUCAUUGAAAUGAUCGAUGGUGAACCACCAUUUUUCAAUGAACCACCUCUGCAAGCUAUGAGACGCAUCAGAGAUAUGCCACCACCAAAAUUAAAAAAUUCUCACAAGGUUAGUCCACGUCUUCAAGGUUUCUUGGAACGAAUGCUCGUACGUGAUCCAGCACAACGAGCUACGGCAGCUGAACUAUUACAACAUCCAUUCCUCAGGCAAGCUCAAAGUCCUAGCAUUUUGAUUCCAUUAAUGAGAGGUGCUAGGCAUACAAAUUGUUAACGAGGCCGUAAUAACUUUGUAAGUUGGAAUAUAUUAGUCAACGCGGAAACUGAUUACAGCAAUAAUCAUAUCGUCAACGAUAUAGACAACUUGUUUACUAACUGUAGCUUUUGGUAGUUUGUGAGUUAAUUAAAGAUGAUCCUCACAGACUAAGAACUUCAAAGUAAAACUUUGCAAUAGACACGAUCGAUUAAAUGACGAUAUUUAUAUAUUAUCAAGUAAUUUAAUUUUACAUAUAUAUGGAGUUACUUUUUUCGCUAUCCAAAUUUAACACAUUUUUGAAAACGGUUUGGUUAGCAGUUAAAGGAAAGAAACUUUUUCCAUAUCUUUUUAUGGAAAAAAAACUAACUCCUGUAAUAUUUUGCAUUUAUAAAAAGUCAUUAAAAAUAUGUGCAGCACUAUACACUGCAAUAUGCAGCCGUAAUACUAUUUGAUGUGACAUAUAGAGUUAAGAUUUUUCCUUCUUUUCAAUCUUUUAAGUAAAUAAUUCAUGUAUUUUUUGUUAUAUACUUUCAUAAGGCAUUGACAAUAUUGGAAAAUAUUGACAAUACUUGCAUUAAUAUUUUCACAACAUUUUUACAAUAUUUUUGAAAAAGAUUUCCUAUUUCCAUUUUCACGUUAUACUAUGCUUAAUGCAGUUACAAAUCAUUGGAACGUUUAUUUCAUUGGCAUCUAUUUUUUUACAGCAUCUAUACUAUUUACUAUUUUUUUAAUUUGUAUUACGAUAUUCAAUAUGUUCUUUGAACUUUCUUUGGUAUUUGUCAAAAUACGGAUGUUUUUCUUUAAUGUUCACAUGAAUGUAUUAUAACUUAAUAUAAUAUCUUGAAGCUUUAAAGCUUUCAGAAAACACAGAAAAGUUUAGUUUUCUGAAUUUACAUAACGGCCCAAUUACUUAAUAGUCUAACGUUAAUAUGAGUGAAUAUGAGCGCGUUAAUAUUAAUGCGAGUAGACAUAUUCUUAAGAAGACUUUGAAAAAUGUUUUGAUUUAAGCCAACUUUAAGUCACUCUCUUCGGUCGUGUCUAAUAUAUACAUAUUGUAAUGUAUAUAUAUAUAUAUAUAAACUUAUAAUUAUGUUCUAGAGAGUAUAGGAGAAUCUUUAAAUCGUGAUAAAUUGUUAUUCAAAUUUUACAUUCCAGUCCGACCUGAGCUUGCAAGUAUUAUUUUUAAAAUGUGUUAUUACAUUCCUGUAUUAUUUUAUGUGUCAUUUUAAUUUUUGAUAUAUCCACGUUUAUGAAAAGGACAUUUAUAAUAUGUGUCAAAAAUAUUCCUCAAGUAUUGGCAUUGCCUGCUUGACUCGUAGUAGUCGCUUUAAUGUUACGAUAAAUAUUUGUUACUUAGGUAUUUAUAAAACAAAUUUACUGGAUCAAGUGCCUUCAUGAUAAGCCUUGUCGCAACAAUUAAUCUCUUGUGUAAAGCAGAAAUAUUAUUUGUUUUGUGUAAAGUGCUCAUACGCAUAAAGCAAUAUCUUCCUCUUAUUAUUAUUUUCUUACUAAAUUUAUAUAGUGAAUCAUAGUUAAGGUAGUUGGUCCGUAAAACCAUCUUUUUAGAGAUUCUUUUAAAUUUUACGUAUUUCCUUGAAGAGUAAGCGUCCUAUUUUUAAUUUUUAUUUCGACUUUUCUCUAAAUUAGAUUUACUUUAAUGAGAAACUUAUAUGGAUAAUGAAGACCAAUUACAUAUAUAUUUAUCAUAUUUAUCAUAAUUACGUCUCGAAUUAACAUUCAUUAGGUAGUUAAAUAAAUGUAUAGAAAAGUAAAAAAUUUCUUGUUCGAUAAAUAGUAAAUUUAUGAGUCUUCUUGAUACCACUACUGAAAAUUCGUCAUUCUUUGUCACGCAGAUUCUGCACGGACGAACUACUUUAAAGUAAUCUAACAUAUUUAAUUUUACUCUUCCGAAUAACAGUGACAUUAUAUUUGCAACAACUUUGAAUUUUUAUACUAUACAUUUGUUUCAUCAAAAAGUAUAAAUACAGAUGUUAAUAGCCAAUCAAGAAAGACUGGAAGAUAUAGUUGACUGUUAUUAAAAUUUAUAAUAACUUGGCAAAAUUAUUACACGGAACAUCCGAAAAGUAAUGUAACAAAUAAUUUUUUUCAUACACAAUUUAUCAUAAAGAUAAGACUUUACGUCACUCACACACAUGUCAUUGUAAAAACUUACUAUUGCGUAACGAAAACGUUUGGAUAGAACUGAAUACAUGAUUGCGAGACAUUCAAGACUAGCAACAUGUAAAGUAUUAUUUUUGUCCAACAAAACUGAGUUGAAAUAGUAAACGCGUUGCAUUGCUUUUAGGAUGCGCUUCGAACAACACAUGUAUUACGAAAAAGAUAUUGAUGUUUGUGAGCUGUCAAUCGUAAUAUGUUAUAAUAUUGUAAUAAAAAUUAAAUGUUAUCGAUCUUCCCGCAUUACACACAGAAAAAUAUACAUACAAUGUUAUAUGUAAAUAUUGCAGAAGUGAUAUAGCUUAUUCGUAACAAUUUCACGUCCAAGUUAUAUAUAGAUGUCCUCUAUUAUUUUGUAACACAAGCUGCCACAGUUGAUAAAAUCAUAUCCGUAAUGAAAAGUAUAUUUUAUUACAAAUGCUAUGGCUCUAUCAACAAUUAUAUCACUUUAUAAUGUUUACUUACAUAAAUUAAUCAUGUGAAUGGACAUUCAAGUGAUAGGAGUGAAAAAUAAUAGAGAUGUGUAUACAGUAAAAGAUACAGUAAGCAAGUUAACGAAAAUAUUUUUAAAAGUAAUUUACAUUAGAUCACAUUAAGUAAAAAUUUUAUUGCGUAGUAUUAUGUUGACGAAUUAAAAAUGUACAACCAAUUACGGCGCGUAAUUAGACUAUUAUUUAAACCAAUACUAUAUAUGAACAGGGUUACGAUACAUCACUUAAGGUAAUCCGAAUGAAUGUGAAAUAUGUUGUAUGGAUAUCCUCGUGGAAGAAUAUUUACAAAAAAACAUGUAAUUUUAAUAAAGAAUCUUAUUUUCUAAAAAAACACAACAUAUCAGCAUAUGUGAAGAUUAAAACUGUAUGUGGAUGAGAAAAUCGUGUGUGAUUCUUUGAUAGUAAUAAAUAUUGUGUAUAUUUAAAA
Molecule: messenger RNA, 5680 nt
Organism: Odontomachus brunneus
Lineage: Eukaryota; Metazoa; Arthropoda; Insecta; Hymenoptera; Formicidae
Gene: mbt
Product: serine/threonine-protein kinase PAK mbt
Exons: 8
Coding region: 581-2605 (674 amino acids)
Biological process (GO): intracellular signal transduction; protein phosphorylation; regulation of MAPK cascade
Cellular component (GO): cytoplasm
Molecular function (GO): ATP binding; protein serine/threonine kinase activity
Source: RefSeq, a predicted model, not a curated record